This is a messenger RNA of Rhagoletis zephyria (snowberry fruit fly), 3071 nucleotides long. RefSeq names its product microtubule-associated protein futsch. Lineage: Eukaryota; Metazoa; Arthropoda; Insecta; Diptera; Tephritidae. The record is from RefSeq and is a predicted model, not a curated record.
GGGCGUGUUAAGACUUGGAACGGACGGCUUGUGAACGCGUGAAAAGCGCAUACUUGAAUUGAAUUCGAAGCGAGGCGAAGUAGCGUUGCGGUAGAGAAUAGUCGCAGAAAAGUACAACGAAUCGAUGACAAAGAAAAAUUUAUUAAAAAAAGUUAAAUUAUAAAACGAUCAACAAGCAUUCAGUUGGGCGACAAACACUCGGACAGCAUUUAGACGCGCGGUGGCACCCAUUUACGGUAGUGCAGCUAAAAUUACGAUAAAUUACUUAUAAUUGCUGUAAUUAUCUACUCGACAAAGAAAUUGUGCAUCGCCGUAAAAGCGGCGCAAUAAUAAUUGAGUUUGCGCGCUCACUUGUAGAGCCACUUUAACUCGUCGUUAAUCACUUGACUUGAGCGCCGCCUACGCGUAUUUAUUCUUAAAAGCGCUACUUAGUUGUGCACGCAGGCGCGAGUCAAAUGUCGUUCUUUCGCAAUUUCCGCGCAAAGGCGCGCAGUAAGAGUUCAUCGCGCGAUACCACGCCCGUGAAUACGACGACGAGUUCACGCCCCGGCAGCGUGGCCAGCAACGUAACAACGCACACGGCACGCAGCACAACCUCAACACGUCGCGAAUCGAUUGACUCACGCGCAGAUUCGCUACUAAAUCGCAGCGACACCUUCAUACUCAAUUCCGACGAAGAGGAGGAGGACAAGCAGAGCAAACAUAACUCGUCGAAUAGUUCGACGUUGGAGAAGAAGUCAAAGAAGUCUAAAGUGCUCAGCAAAUUUGCUACAUUCACUAAGCGCAAAAAGACGCCGACACCUGAGAAGAUCGUCGACCCUCUGGAACACCAUCCCAGCGAUAAUGCAACGAACACCUAUUACAAGUGGAAAGCCGAUGGUCCGACUUCGUCGCAUACACUGGACUAUGACUCGCAGUCGGACCCUUUUAAUUUCCUAUACGAGCAACAUUCCAGCCUGAAGGAUAUGCACCAGGGCAGCAGUAACGGUAACGACUCCGUGCAUUCCUCGCACAGUUCCAACUCAAACACACAGAAUCAGCCCUUCGACUCGUCCACCUAUCGUAAAGGCAAAAUACCCACUCAACUAAAGGAGCAGCUCUCCCAGCUGAAGACGCAAACCAAGGCGGACCUGCACGAGGAUGAAGAGUUGGCGGCCGAACAGGAAUCAAGCGCAGACAAGUAUAAGACAGUAACGCUGAAUAGUUUUCGCAAAUCGUUUCGUGAGAAAUUUCUACAGAACCAACAAAACCCCGCGCACAACCCCGCCUGGUUUGUGGAGGUUGAACCGCCGAAAGUGGAGACACACGCGCGUUGGGAAUCCAAGGAAAAUCGUCCUGACUUCCUAGUUUUUGCGAAUGAAAAUUACCGUCCUAAUUCACGCUCACCAGUGCGUGACAACAAAGAGCGCACAUCACGCGCAAUAAGUCGCUCGCCCGUUAAACGCAACGAGACUUUCCGCAUGGAGCGCCCUACGCUUGAGACGAUCAAAGCCAGUACAGAGCGCCACAAGGGCGGCACACAACUACCUGAAGCGACGGCGGGGUCAAUACGUAUUGAAAUCAAAAAUUCCAUAUCGCCAAACAUGCCACCGCGUGUAGUGCCAGUCGGUGUAGCUAAACCCAUGCCGUCGCGGCACAACGCGCAGGACAAUUAUCAAAGUGCAACAGCGCGCAGCACAGCCAGCAUCACAGCGAGUCUCACACAAGCGAACAAGCCCAGUAAAUUAAGCGCCCGCGACAAGUCACCGCUGCACAACUGGGGCAAGCCGAUCACUGUCACGCCUGUGCGCUAUUCCAGCGCUGUUAAGGCCAGCGCGCCAACAACAGCAGGUGGCCGAUACCAGACUUUGGUACAAAUAUGCAACGAGGCUAAUGUAAAACCAGCGCUCAACCAACAAGCGCAGCGUUCACCGCUGCAACGUAGUCGCCUCUCUACGCGCAUACAGCUGGGUGGUGGCGGAGUGGCGGGCGGUUCGCCCAUAUUGCAGAAGCGCCUAAACACACCCGGCACACGUCACUCACUUGCCACGCCCUUGCAAAUGAACGCGCUUAGCAGCUAUGAACUGUUGAAGCAGACACCGGCAAUGACAUCAAGAUCGACCACGGAUCAGCAGCCGGCGCUGCGCAAACUUCAACAGCCAAAGCACACUUUUUUUGGUGACGCGACGCUGCAUCCUGCCAAUGGCAACGCCAACGUUAAUAAAAUGAUUUCAACGACUACAUUUUCCAUGGGUCGCACGCCAGUUCACUCAACUAUUGGCGGUGCGGGCGGCAGCGCAAGCGGGUAUCCGACGUCGAUGAGUCGUUUGCCACAACCGCAAGUGCUGCGCGUAGCCGGUGGCAGCGCGAAUUACCAGAAUCGUUCGCAACAACAACAGCAGCAGCAGCAGCAGCAACAGCAACCACAACAGCGUGUGCUGGUGUCAACGCAGAGGCGUUCACGUUCACCGAUCAAAAUACCCUGGCGUUGAGCAGCUGCUCGGUGCAGGGGAGAUAAAUGGUUAGCGUGGUUGUUUUUGUGUUAUGCGUACUAGCUGGCUGGCGGUGGAGACACUAGCGGGAGUCAAUGAGAACUACGAUUUUUUUUCUUAAAACCACUUACGAGUUUCGCAACACAGACAUAUCGAAACAAUGUUCCGCAAUUAAAUUAUCACAGCUUGCGAUUUACGCCUACGCUGCUCAUAGCUUUUCGCAACCAAAUCUGCUCGCAAAUCACAAUGAAUGAAUUAUAUGCUACAAAUGCAGCUGGUAACCGUAUUAAGACACCCUGUAUACUACUUCACUCGAAUAAAAAAAAUUGACUGAUUUUUAAUAAUUUCGAAUAUGCAACAAACGACUGCACAUAGUGCAUAGCAAAAUCAAACGAUGCAAACGUCAAAAUAUUAAAAUAAUGAAAUGUGUCUAAAAGAGAAAUUUAUUUUAAUUAACUCAUUUAAUAUAUACCCCUAAUACCUAUUUAACGAAAAUCAUAUUUAUGUAUAGACACACACAUAUCCAAAUAUAAAAACGAAUUGUAUGUAAAAAACGAAUUAAAAUUGCUCAACAUUUUAAUAAUAAUGAGUAUAACGAAA